Messenger RNA from Caenorhabditis briggsae, 1029 nucleotides. RefSeq names its product Protein CBR-SRJ-32 (gene Cbr-srj-32). The transcript is spliced from 5 exons. The record is from RefSeq and is a predicted model, not a curated record. Bases 1 to 1029 code for a protein of 342 amino acids. Lineage: Eukaryota; Metazoa; Nematoda; Chromadorea; Rhabditida; Rhabditidae.
AUGUACAUAAACUGGUUUCAUCAUUUUGUUCCUCAAAUUUUCGGUUAUCUGGCAUUCAUUGUAAAUCCGUACUUUGUCCACCUCAUUUUCACUGAAAAAGUGAACUUGGGCAAUUAUCGAUUUUUGUUCUCCUACUUUGCACUGUUCAAUAUUUUCCACUCGUUGAUGGAUAUCUUUGUGCCCAUCAUGCUGCGUACGCCAACACUCUCUGGUAUGUUGACGCGCAAAUGCGCGGAUUCGGUCGGUGCGCCCUCCGAUCGGUCAGCUCAGUCGGCUUGUUUCCAGGGAAUUCAUGGAACUCGUUACUGCUUCUUGAUGUUUCUCAGCGAUGGUUGGUUAUUUAAAAAAUCGGAGCUCAGCAUGUUCCUUUUGGCUGUUCGUUGCUCACUGAUUGCCUGUACAUAUGCUGUACUUAUCAGUCAUUUUGUGUACAGAUAUCUAACGAUUCGAGGGAGUUCUUUGGUUAUGAGUUAUUUUCCUGGAUUUAUGAUCGCCUCAUUUUGCUUGUGUGCGUUUGGCUCGGUUUUUUGGAUUGUGGAUGCGACUUUGGAAAUUCUCAUAAAAUCAUAUUUCGGAGUCGUUGCCGGAACUUUUGUGUCCGUUGGGUCGAUUUCGAUUUUUAUAACCUUUGGGAUUUUGAUAAUGAAUCUCCUAAAAGAAAAGCGUCUAAGCGAAAAGACCGCCCGUCUCCAAAAAGAACUCCUUCGAGCUCUAAUCGUCCAAACCGCCAUUCCAAUUUGUCUCAGUUUCGCCCCUUGUAUGCUCAGUUGGUACACCCCAAUGUUCAAUUUAAAAUUGGGAAAAUGGUUGAACUAUACUGGAGCAGUUGCAUUGGCUGCGUUUCCAUUUAUUGAUCCUGUCGCUGUCAUUUUAUGUUUGCCUGGAUUGAGGAAACGAAUUUUCGGCGACGGAAAAUUACAUCACGAAAAAAAAUGUAUGAGCACAGUCACAGUCCACAAGAACCACCUACAAAAAAAAUUAGUAAUAACAUAUCAAACCGAUCAGAACUCAAAAAUCCAGAUUUUUUGA